UCUUAUUUACAGACGGCGCCUGUGCAGGGAGUUCCUCCUCUUGUUUCUUGUGACCGAUGCAAAAAUAAGCAGCAUCAUCCCGACCGGACGCCAGCGAUAAGGAGCAUUUAAGAGUUAUGGUUGCAUGACUUCAGCCCCUGAGACUUCGGCCUUGGCUCACUCAUGGUGGAUUCUGAGUUUGUGGUGAGGGCGCCCCCUCUGGAUGGGAGGGAUAUGGAGCUGGAUGUGCUGGGCUUCCUGGACUCUCUGGGGGAGGACAACAGCACAGCAGCAGAGAGGUGCUACCGCUCCCACUCCCGCAGCAGUGUCCUGCAGGGCCUGCCUUUUGGAGGGGUGCCCACGGUCCUCGCCAUCAAUGUUGUCCUGUGGCUGUUUCUUUUGCUCAUCUUUUCCUUUUUGAGGAAGGCUGCGUGGGACUAUGGCCGUCUGGCUCUACUGAUGGAGAAUGACAGCCUCACGUCCCUGUUCUACGGAGAGCAGAGUGAGAAGGAGAAGUCCCCGUCAGAGUCCAGCCCGUCAGACUCAGACACCAAGGACUUGGGCUUCUGCUCUUGGCUUACAACACUUUACCAAAUGAAGGAUGAGGAGAUCAGGAGUAAGUGUGGUGUCGACGCUACGACCUACCUAUCCUUCCAGCGCCACAUCAUCCUGCUCAUGACCGUGGUCUGCCUGUUGUCUUUGGCCAUCAUCCUGCCUGUCAACUUUUCCGGAAACCUCCUAGGGGAUAAUCCUGAAAACUUUGGAAGAACGACUGUGGCCAAUCUUCCUGCGAAGGACAGUUUCCUGUGGCUCCACAGUAUCUUUGCUCUGCUCUACUUCAUCAUCACAGUGCUGUGUAUGGCCCACCACUCCUCACGCCUGGAGUACAGAGAGGACGAGAAGGUGGCCAGGACUCUCAUGAUCACCUGCAUCCCCAGAGAGAUCUCAGACCCAGGCCUCAUCACCAAACACUUCCAUGAGGCCUACCCCAGCUGUACUGUCACUGACCUCCGCUUCUGCUUCAACGUACAAAAACUGAUGAGGCUGGACUCUGAGAGACGGAAGGCGAUGAAAGGAAGGCUGUAUUUUGCCACUAAGGCCCAGAAGGAGGGGAAGAUCAUGAUUAAGACCCACCCCUGUGCUACCAUCUUCUGCUGUGACGUGUGCGGCUUUGAGCAGGUGGAUGCAGAGCAGUACUACAGUGAGCUAGAGGAGAAACUGACUGAUGAGUUUAAUGCAGAGAAGCAUCGCAUCUCGCUCAUGAGGCUGGGCAUCGCCUUUGUGACCUUUCGGGACGAAAGGAUGACUGCUGUUAUUGUCAAGGACUAUAGCAGGGUCCGUUGCCGUCAGAAACCACAGCAGUCAAGCAUCACCACGGUAGUUCAGUCUCACAGGUGGGGUGUAAACUACGCCCCGGCACCAAGCGACAUCAUCUGGGAGAACCUCUCAGUGUGUGGCUCCCGCUGGUGGCUCCGCAGCGUUCUGCUCAACAUCCUCCUCUUCCUCAUCCUCUUCUUCCUCACCACUCCCGCCAUCAUCGUCAACACCAUGGACAAGUUCAACGUCACCCGGCCUGUGGACAGCCUGAGGAGCCCGAUCAUCACUCAGUUCUUCCCUACUCUAUUGCUCUGGGCAUUCUCUGUCCUGCUGCCCUUCAUAGUCUAUUACUCAGCCUUCUUCGAGUCUCACUGGACCAGAUCCAGUGAGAACCAGAUCACGAUGCACAAGUGCUUUGUACUGUUGGUGUUCAUGGUGAUCAUCCUGCCCUCGCUGGGUCUCUCCAGUCUGGAUCUGUUCUUCAGGUGGCUGUUUGAUGUCAACUUCCUGGAAGACAAGGAUGUUAAAUUGGAGUGUGUGUUCCUGCCUGAUAACGGCGCGUUCUUUGUGAACUACGUGAUCACGUCCAGCCUGAUCGGCACGGCCAUGGAGCUGCUGCGUAUCCCAGCUCUGAUGGUGUAUGCUCUGCGUCUCUGUUUGGCCAAGCCCGGGGCCGAGCGCAUCCACGUCAAACGGAGCCAGGCCUAUGAGUUCCAGUUUGGUCUGGAGUACGCCUGGACCAUGUGCAUCUAUGCUGUUAGCAUGACUUACAGUAUCACCUGUCCCAUCAUCAUGCCCUUUGGGCUGCUCUACCUGAUCCUGAAACACAUGGUGGACCGUUACAACAUCUACUAUGCCUACGUGCCCACCAACCUCAACCAGCGCAUCCACACUGCAGCCAUCAGCCAGGUCAUCGUGGCGCCCAUCCUCUGCAUGUUCUGGCUCCUGUUCUUCUCUGUGCUCAGGCUGGGCCCAAUGCGUCCCAUCACCCUCUUCACAUUUGUGUCGCUGCUCUCCUGCCUUGUCUUCUCCCUCUUCAGCUUAUGCCUUAGGAAACAGCCUGACAGGUCAUCAAGCUACCAGAUGUUUGACCAGAUGUCUGCUGACCAGCCAGCAGAAGGGGCCUUCACUGAUGCAGAGAGAAGCUCCACCCCCUCCACCACCCCCUCCAAUCUGUUUGUGGCAUCUGUAUUGCUGGAGCCGGAGUUAGGCCUGACCCCCAUGCCCUCCCCAGCUCACCAGAGCUACGGGACUAUGGCCAGCUCCCAGGACAGAGAGGAGCAAGAGGAGGAGGAAGACCAGGUUGAGACUGUCGAGACAGAGCUCCAGGACCCUCCAAACCCCUAUUACUCCAGCCCCCUCAUGGACAGCCCAGUGGGCUACCAGUGACUCACCCCCCUCCCUAACCUCCAUACCGUCUCCUAUUUGUAAGAGAGAAAGAUGUUUUUUUUAAACCCUUGUUUUACCCUCUUCCACAUCCAAGCCCCUCUGACUGUACAAUGUUUGUGAGGGACCCUUUUGGAUUUUGUGUUUGGAGGUUCUUUGGAACCAAAGGCUGAAAUAGGUUCUUCCCCAGCCCAGUGGAGGGGAUGUGGGGGCUUCAUCUUAAAUAAACAAUACGGAGGAUACUUCAAACAAAAGUGCAUCUGUAGUUUUCUGACUACUUCAUGUCUCCCUUUUUUCCCCUCUAUAAGUGAAUGAACUUUACCAUACUGUAUGUGACCUGACUGGGAGUGACUGUGUAGUGAAGGACACUAUCUUUGUGUACCACUGGGAAAGGAGUAGGGAUGAAUUUCACCAGUUCAGUGGGUUUUAACCCAACGACCCUACUAGACAAAGUGGUCUUGGCUCUGGGGGAUCUGGCUCUGGUGGGGUAGAGCUCUGCGAGGCAGGGCUGCGGGUCGGGAUCAAGCCAUCUGCAGUGGGAGAACAGGACAGACGGAGGGAAGGCAGAGUGGAACUCCGAGCUCUAACACCCUAUGGAGGAGAAGGGACAACGGGUCUGAUACUAUUGCAUUUAUUGUCAAGGUUCUUGUUUUUGCUCUUCUGUACUGUCAGUUGUAUGUGAUAUUAUUGUGCUGAGGGGCGGACUGUGUGUAUUGUUUAAUAAUUUAUGUAUAGUGCCAUCCCUUUUUAUUAAUGUUUAUCAAUGACUGUUAUUAUGAGAACAUCGUAGUUGUGUUCAGUAGGAGGAAAUGGGAGAAAAGAUUUCAAAACAGAAAACAAAAAGGAGUACUCUUAUUGGACAAGUUCAGGGAGCACCUGAAGUCCUCAAUUUUUAGAACAUUAUCUCCAAUGACUUGGGUUUUAAAACGUUGUGCGUAAAGGUCCAGCCGCAGAAAUAGUCUUGAAAAGAUACUAGUAGCACCCUAUUGCAUCAUGGUUUCGGUAGUCCAAACCAGUCGUCCGCUCCACUGCAUGUUGCGAACGUAUACAUUGUUAUACUCCAUGUCCACCCAUCAAACUAAAGACUCGGCUGACCUCACUGUUUGAUUCAAUCAUACAGUAACCUUUGCUAGUUUUGUAUUGUGAGUGUUUUGCUGCUCGGGGGAGAGGAGGUUUCCAUGCCAAACUAAAUGGAAACUGAUUGAGGUUUGUCAUUGUGCUCUCUUGCUGUGCCUUGAAGAAUAACUCACUAUGUUGCAUGGACUGAACUGAAGAGCAGGGAAAAGCGGGAGACCGAUUCAAACAACGCAUAGUUCUGGCCAUAGUUCUAUCCAACGCAAUUGAUAGCUAUUAUCCUACUCCCUACUUUGUGUGAGCAGCCAUCUUCCUGUGUACUGUGUGUCAUACAGUUCCUUCAACCAAUAGACAAGCAGCAGACCUGGGUUCAAUAAAGUACAUGCAUAUAAGACUUUAGUAAAAGUUGUAUUUUCUGUGUUUUGAAUAUUUUCUAAUGUAGCUGAAUCUUACUACCUUUUCUUGAAGUAUUAGAAAGUAUAUUCUAAUAGUUUCCUAUAAAUAGCCUACUUUUUUGACAUGCUUAUUUCCAAAUACAUUUCUUAAAAAUAAAAAAAAUGUAACUUAAAGGACAAGGUUCGAAUGCAUGGAGUAUUUAGAUGCACUUGUCUGUGUAUUUGAGGAUUGUCAAGUACAUGCCAAUACUUCCAAAUACAUUCAAAUAUUGAACUACUUAUUUUCAAGGAAAACACAUCGACAUACUUGCUUCAAAAUUUCUUUGAAAGUAAUUGAAAUAGUAUUUGAACCCAGGUCUGUCGAGCAGUGUGCUCCACAAACCACCGAGCUAAUGAUGUUGACUCAUUAUGUGCAGACUAUUUGCUAGUCUGAUGGGGUUUUUCAAUGGAAGCAUUUGGAUUGUGGCUUAAGGUGCCUUGUUGUCGGUGUCUUUGCAGUUUCUAACUGCUGUAUUCUGUGAUCAUAUAUUCCAGCUCUUUGUCGAUGAUAUAAUGGGAUUUGAACGUUGAUUCUCUGGUGUCUUUUCCCUUCCUAUGAGUUGAUUAUAAGAUGUAGUUACAGUACCAGUCAAAGGUUUGGACACACCUACUCAUUCAACGUUUUUUCUUUAUUUUUACUAUUUUCUACAUUGUAGAAUAAUAGUGAAGACAUUAAAACUAUGGAAUCAUGUAGUAACCAUAAAAGUGUUCUUCAAAGUAGCCACCCUUUGCCUUGAUGAUAGGUUUGCACACUCUUGGCAUUCUCUCAACCAGCUUCAUGGGGAAUGCUUUUCCAACAGUCUUGAAGGAGUUCCCAUAUAUGCUGAGCACUUGUUGGCUGAUUUUCCUUCACUCUGCGGUCCAACUCUUCCCAAACCAUCUGAAUUGGGUUGAGGUCUGGUGAUUGUGGAGGCCAGGUCAUCUGAUGCAGAACUCCCAUCACUCUCCUUCUUGGUCAAAUAGCCCUUACACAAACUGGAGGUAUGUUAGGUCAUUGUCCUGUUAAAAAAAACAAAUGAUAGUCCCACUAAGCGCAAACCAGUGGGUUGGCAUAUCGCUGCAGAAUGCUGUGGUAGCCAUGCUGGUUUAAUUAUGCCUAAAAUUCUAAAUAAAUCAGUGUCACCAGCAAAGCACCAUCACACCACCACCUCCAUGCAUCACGGUGGGAACCACAUGACAUCAAGGCAAAGGGUGGCUACUUUGAAGAAUCUCAAAUAUAAAAUAUAUUUGGAUUUGUUUAACACUUUUUGUUGGUUACUACAUGAUUCCAUUUGUGUUAUUUCACAGUUCUAAUGUAUUCACUAUUAUUUUACAAUGUAGAAAAUAGUUUAAAAAAAUAUAGAAAAACCCUUGAGUAGGUGUGUCCAAACUUUUGACUGGUACUGUAUGUUUUGUCAUUUUGUCAUCAUUCAUAUAUUGUGGUUUUUGGUUUUUCCUGAACCCAAAGGAAGCUACAGAAUGUAUAUAAUAGCACUCCAAAAUUCAAACGGUAUAAUUGUCAACCUAAGAAAUGUCCAGUGUACUUUAGUGCAGCCCUGUGAAGGUAGUAAUUUUAUAGUCAUUGAAGUAUAUUCUUGAUAUACUCUGUCUUUUUGAAAUAGUGUUUGUCAGAAGUGGUUUUGAGAAACGGAGGGAAUAUUAUAGGAUAAAUGUGCUGUGUCUCAUAAAAUCAAAGUUAUUUGUUUAAUUUGAG
Messenger RNA from Oncorhynchus masou masou (cherry salmon), 5883 nucleotides. It is a transcript of the gene tmem63c, whose product is annotated as transmembrane protein 63C. The transcript is spliced from 23 exons. Bases 163 to 2685 code for a protein of 840 amino acids. Lineage: Eukaryota; Metazoa; Chordata; Actinopteri; Salmoniformes; Salmonidae. The record is from RefSeq and is a predicted model, not a curated record. Gene Ontology annotation, cellular component: plasma membrane. Gene Ontology annotation, molecular function: calcium-activated cation channel activity.